AGCGCGCGCCUUCUCUCCGCUCUGACCAAUCAGCGCCGCCGCCGCUCCGGCGCUCUCUUUAUAAACCCGCUGCUCGUCGCAGAAAUUCAUUCUUUCCCUGUGACUCCAGAGAAGAUCGUCUCAAGAUGGCCAGAACCAAGCAGACCGCCCGUAAAUCCACCGGAGGAAAAGCUCCCAGGAAGCAGCUCGCCACCAAGGCCGCCCGUAAGAGCGCCCCGGCCACCGGCGGAGUGAAGAAGCCCCACAGGUACAGGCCCGGUACCGUGGCUCUGAGAGAGAUCCGCCGCUACCAGAAAUCCACCGAGCUGCUCAUCCGCAAGCUGCCCUUCCAGCGCCUGGUCAGGGAGAUCGCCCAGGACUUCAAGACCGACCUGCGCUUCCAGAGCUCCGCCGUCAUGGCCCUGCAGGAAUCCAGCGAGGCUUACCUGGUCGGCCUGUUCGAGGACACCAACCUGUGCGCCAUCCACGCCAAGAGGGUCACCAUCAUGCCCAAAGACAUCCAGCUGGCCCGCCGCAUCCGCGGAGAGAGAGCUUAAACUGACCCCGGAUCUGUUUAACACCACAACGGCUCUUUUAAGAGCCACAUA
Molecule: messenger RNA, 587 nt
Organism: Acanthopagrus latus (yellowfin seabream)
Lineage: Eukaryota; Metazoa; Chordata; Actinopteri; Spariformes; Sparidae
Product: histone H3
Exons: 1
Coding region: 126-536 (136 amino acids)
Cellular component (GO): nucleosome
Molecular function (GO): DNA binding; protein heterodimerization activity; structural constituent of chromatin
Source: RefSeq, a predicted model, not a curated record